Molecule: messenger RNA, 1112 nt
Organism: Ochotona princeps (American pika)
Lineage: Eukaryota; Metazoa; Chordata; Mammalia; Lagomorpha; Ochotonidae
Product: ATP synthase F(0) complex subunit B1, mitochondrial
Exons: 1
Coding region: 61-834 (257 amino acids)
Biological process (GO): proton motive force-driven ATP synthesis
Molecular function (GO): proton transmembrane transporter activity
Source: RefSeq, a predicted model, not a curated record
CCCCUGCUCCUGGUGGAGUGUCCGGUCGGGGUCACAGGGACGCCUACGCUUUGGCUGAUCAUGCUGUCCCGGGUGGUGCUUUCUGCCGCCGCCGCCGCAGCGGCCCCCUCCCUGAAGAACGCAGGCCUCCUGGGUCCAGGGGUAUUGCAGGCAACAAGGAUCUUUCACACAGGGAAACCGAGUCUGGCUCCUGUACCACCUCUCCCUGAACAUGGAGGAAAAGUUCGUCUUGGGCUGAUCCCCGAGGAAUUCUUCCAGUUCCUUUAUCCCAAAACAGGUGUAACAGGACCCUACAUGCUUGGAACGGGGCUGAUCUUAUACUGUCUGUCCAAAGAAAUAUAUGUGAUUACCCCAGAGACAUUCUCUUCCAUAUCAGUAGUAGGCUUACUUGUGUAUGUAAUUAAGAAAUAUGGUGCCUCAAUUGGAGAAUUUGCUGAUAAACUCAAUGAGCAAAAAAUCGCUCAACUAGAGGAGGUGAAGCAGGCUUCCAUCAAAGAAAUCCAGAAUGCGAUUGAGUCGGAGAAGGCACAGCAGGCUCUGGUUCAGAAACGCCACUACCUUUUUGAUGUCCAGAGGAAUAACAUUGCUAUGGCCUUGGAGCUGACUUACCGGGAACGGCUACAUAGGGUGUACAAGGAGGUGAAGAAUCGCCUGGACUAUCACAUCUCUGUCCAGAACAUGAUGCAGCGAAAGGAGCAAGAACACAUGAUCAACUGGGUGGAGCAGCGUGUGGUGCAGAGCAUCUCUGCCCAGCAGGAGAAGGAGACAAUUGCCAAGUGCAUCGCAGAUCUGAAACUGCUGGCCAAGAAGGCUCAAGCACAGCCAGUUCUGUAACGUGCCUGACCAGGCAAAACUGAAUGUGACUGUUGCUCUCUACUGAAGUCACAUCUUACCCUUCCUAGAGGUGAAAUUUGAGUUUCAUAAAAUGAGAAAUACUUUGGCCAGUGGUACAUUUCUCAUCCUUUGUUCUCUGUGUUUCAAGUUGACUGUAAUCACUUUUAAUGUGCAGUUUGCUUUUGGUAAAACGUGCUGCCUAACUGAAAAUUACCAGGUUAUAUUUUGAAUGUUUAAUUCAUUUUACCAUCCUGAAAUAAAAUGACAGUUAAAAUAUU